Molecule: messenger RNA, 534 nt
Organism: Fraxinus pennsylvanica
Lineage: Eukaryota; Viridiplantae; Streptophyta; Magnoliopsida; Lamiales; Oleaceae
Source: the annotation of a GenBank genome assembly
AUGAUUGUGUAUGACACUGUUGCCACGUUCUCUUAUGCAGUUCCCGGGCAAAAGGUGAUGAGAGAACCUCACUCAAUCAUUGUGGCUGUAGGCUUUCAUCUUGAAUAUGAAGUCGCUUAUAUAGCAGAAACAAAAGCUACAAUGCCAACCUGCAUCAGACAAGACGUAGUCCGUCUGACGAUAAUGUGCGUACCUAGUCCUCCCGCUUUGGUACCUAUGAACAGAAGCUCUCCAACUUUGAUCAUCAAAUUUAAACUCAUACGAGUACAAGUAGUUCUUCAGCUGAAGAUGAAGGAUCGGAGGGAUGUUAUCACACCAUCUCAAAAGAUUUAUUGUGUGACUACUAGGAAUCUCAUCGGCAUCGGACAUUAUGAGCAAAUCAUCAUCCUCGAUGCCAGCUAUUUUGAGAAGCUGGUCGAGUGCAACCCUCUGAUACCCCUCUUCCACAAACGGGUUUUCACCUCUCCUAAAUCUUCAACUAAUUCUUGCAUAUGUCAAUCGAGGCUCCACGAAUUUGAACUCGUCCCAAUUUAA